Molecule: messenger RNA, 1457 nt
Organism: Hymenoscyphus albidus
Lineage: Eukaryota; Fungi; Ascomycota; Leotiomycetes; Helotiales; Helotiaceae
Source: the annotation of a GenBank genome assembly
UUUGGGGUCAUAACCUUAUUAUUUUUAUUUUUUUUGGUUCGGUUGAAGAGAAUAGCUAUUAGACUAUAGGGCUGUAAAAAUGGUCGUCUCUGAGGAAGCGAAUUUACAGCCAUGGACGACGGAGACUGUGAUUGCGGUUACUAUUUUAGCCAUUGUCAGUGUAGGUCUUCGGUUGCUUUCGAGAUAUGCGAAGAGACAGCCUUUAUGGUGGGAUGAUUGGAUGAUCUUAUGGUCAAUGGUAUAUUCCCCCUAGUAUUUGACUCCAUUACAAAAACAAUCUAACUAACGACAAAUGUCAGGCUUGGAAUCUCCUCGUCGUAGGCUUCAUAUUCGGCAUGCUAUCCUGCGGAAUGGGACUCCACGCCGACAUCGUCCCCCUCCCCAAAAUCGUCCUCAUGGCCAAGCUCCUUGUCGUCGCCGAAAUCCUCUACGCCUUCAAUCUCGUCUGGACAAAACUAAGUCUUUUGAUGAUGUACUACCGGAUCUUUCGCUUCCCGUACUUCAAGAAAUGGGCUUACAUCAUUGGUUCGUUCAUCAUUGCAUGGGUUAUCUGCGUCACCUUUUUGUUUAUCUUCAUCUGUGUUCCGGUACAGAAACUCUGGUAUCCGGAUUUACCAGGGCGAUGUAUCAAUCAGGUGGGGACUUGGAUUGCCAAUGCUCUCUCGACGAUUGUUAGUGAUCUGGCGACUUUGAUACUACCUAUUCCGCAGGUUUGGAAGUUACAGUUGAAGACGACCGAGAAGAUUGCACUUACUUGUGCUUUUGGUCUUGGUAGUUUGUAAGUACCCCUUUCUCGUCAAACAUGACAUUAGAUCUUCAGUGCUGGGAUAUGAACUUACCAUAACAUACACAGCGUCAUCUUCGCCUCCGCCUACCGCUUUUCAGUCCUCUUCUCCUACAGCUCCGCCGACCCAACCUACACCCUCGCCCACACCGUCGGCUGGACCGCCAUCGAAAUGUCCGCCGGCAUCGUCUCCGCCUGUCUCCCAACCAUGGGUCCCGCAUUCCAAUUCAUCGGGCGAAAAUGUGGGAUGGGAUCUCGAACUCCCGCACAAGGAUCGAGCAACAUCUCUCACAGCGGUCUCGCUAGCAAUGGUCGUGGAGUACAAGGCUCACCUUCCCGUGGAAGUAAAAGAAAGAGUCAAGGCCCUUUUCAUUAUCUCCCUAGUGAGGAUGCGAAGUAUAUCGGUCAUGGCUCUGAGACGGGGGAUGAGGAGAUGGAUCUGAGACCUGAACAUGGUCAUUAUGCGUCGGCGAAGGCGGGGAGGACGAAUAGUUGUGGGAAUGAUGAGGUGCCGUUGAAUAGUAUUGCUGUACAUAAGAAGUUUACGCAAGUUACAACAUAAUGGGGAAGAGAAGAGGAGUUUACAAGUAUUGUACUUCAAAAAAGGGACGCCAGGUAUUUGAACUUGGAGAGAAGGGGGUGUAGAGUCUAUGUGCAAAGAUUUGAAUCACGC